AUGAUUGUGUACUCUGUUUAUCAGACUCCAUCUCCUGGUCUUCAGCGACAGGGGGAGAAUUGGGUAUGUCGCCUCAACAAGUCGUUGUAUGGUCUUAAGCAGGCUUCUCGACAAUGGUUUGCUAAGUUCUCUGAAGCCAUUCAAGUUGCCGGUUACAUCCAAUCCAAAGCGGACUAUUCCUUGUUUACAUGCAAAAGAGGGAAAUCAUUCACUGCUCUCUUAAUUUAUGUAGAUGAUAUAUUGAUUACAGGUAACGACAUGGCUGCUAUUAAUUCUCUCAAACAGUUCCUUCAUACCCGGUUUCGCAUCAAAGAUCUAGGUGACCUCAAAUUGUUUUUGGGUAUUGAUGUAUCUCGCUCAACUAAGGGCAUUAGCAUCUCACAAAGGAGGUUGGUGGAUCACUAG
Prunus armeniaca (apricot) is the source of this 405-nucleotide messenger RNA. The record is from the annotation of a GenBank genome assembly. NCBI's taxonomy places the organism in Eukaryota, Viridiplantae, Streptophyta, Magnoliopsida, Rosales, Rosaceae.